Molecule: messenger RNA, 1863 nt
Organism: Leptonychotes weddellii (Weddell seal)
Lineage: Eukaryota; Metazoa; Chordata; Mammalia; Carnivora; Phocidae
Source: RefSeq, a predicted model, not a curated record
AUGUGGGAUAUACUGCUGCGUGCAGACGUGAAGCCGGUCGCCGGUACGAGUUUGGAAGGUUCUGGGCUGCCUAUGUACAUGAAGUCCCUGCGCUGGGCCCUGGCGGUCAUGGCUGUGUUUCUGGCCGUGUCCGCAGUCGCCAUCGUGGCUCUGGCUUCUAGAGCAGGGAUCAGGUGCCGGCCGUGCCCCCGGGGCUGGAUGUGGUCCGAGGAGCACUGCUACUACGUCUCUACCGAAGCUCAGGCCUGGGAGGCCAGCCAGGCGUUCUGCUCAGCUCACCAGGCUACCCUCCCGCUGCUGAGCCACACCCAGGACUUCCUGAGCAGAUACCCAGUCACCAAGUACUCCUGGGUGGCGGCCCGGCGAGGCCCCCAGGGCUGGCACUGGAUGGACGGGGCCCCACUAUCACCCCCGCUGCUCCCGGAGGAAGAGGAGGACCAGACGGAGCUCAAGUGUGGGGGCCUGGAGGGAGGCAAGCUGGUAGCUUUGGACUGUGCCUCUCCAAGACCAUGGGUCUGCGCCAAGGGGACCAAGUGACUUGGGUUCCGCCCGUCCUGAGACUUGGGGGCAUGCAGUGCCCCCAGGGGAAGCCAGGUUGCUAGCUGUCGCAGCCUCUUCCCUGGACCCAGACUUCGGGGUCUCCCUGCUCUGUGCUCAGGGGGCCCUUUCUGAGCCAACCAGGGACUGGACUUCCGGCUCAGGCAGGUCACGUCCAAGGGCGAGGAGGCUUUCUGUGGCCCUUCCAGCUUCUGAAGCGGUUCCCUUGGAAUGGUUUCUCUAGCAUUUUUGAGCCUAGGUUUCUCCCUCAUUAAAAUGGCCAUUUCCCAUCCUCUCCGUCACCUGCUUAAUCACACCUGCACACCCCCUCAGUCUUGGAGGACCCGAGGCCUUAGCGAUCCCAGUGCUGCCCGGCGGGUCUCACCUGAGCACAGGGCCUGAGCCUCCGCUGGGAUGCCGCCUCUGGGCGGCUGGGCGCGUGGCCGACACCGUUGACCAACAGCGUCUGGAGGACAGCAAGUGAGGAGUGGUCGCCCCCGGAGGAGGGAAGAGGAGGGUUUCCUUCCUGGCCCCGAGCUGGCAGAGGGUAAGGUUUGCGGUGUGCGGCGCUGGCGGGACUUCUGAGCAGCUGAUGCCCGAGGUGGGAAGAUGCAGAGGAUGGGACCCCUCGGCUCCCCCGGCCCGGGCAGGAGAACCAGGGAGCUGCAAGGUGUGGGGGUCCAAGUGAGGAAGGAAAUCAGAAUUGUGGGGAGAUUCGAGGCAGCUCUUCCACCGGCAAGUGUGGGGACACCAGCCUGAAGAUGUCUGUGUUGGGGUGCAGGGAGGGGCCUUCAGGUGAGAGGGAGUGGCCACAGGGGGGCGGCCGGAGGACUGGUUUAGUCCCUGCAGCCUGUCCAGACCUCUCUCCCAGUGACCAGAGACAGUACCUGCAUCUUAUCUUGGUGCCAAAUCCUCGACCCAACUGUCCUGGGCCAACCGACCUUCCUCUUCGGGGGGCAGGCCAUGCAUUCAGCUUCCUCUCAAGCAGAAACCUUUACUGAUCCAUUCACACCAACAGUUGGUACAGAAUGCACGGGCUGGCUGGCAGAAAGGGGUGGGGUCCUAAGAGUGCACUUGACAAGCAAUAAAAAUCUUAGAAGCACUCUGGUGUUUCUCAUGGCUUUCUUACUCCAACUACAAUUUAACUCCAGAGCUUGGUAACAGGUUCCAUUCACACCUCAGAGCGCUACUCAGCAAGGUCCUGAGCCUGGCUCUCUGGCUGCUCCCAGCUCAAGGCCAGGGACCACAGGUGGGGGGCACCCGGGGCACAAGUGGCCAGGGUGGGGCAGUUGGUGCCACAGCCUGGAAGUCCUAAAGUUUUUAGUU